This is a messenger RNA of Pomacea canaliculata, 7554 nucleotides long. Its product is annotated as E3 ubiquitin-protein ligase Su(dx)-like. Lineage: Eukaryota; Metazoa; Mollusca; Gastropoda; Architaenioglossa; Ampullariidae. The record is from RefSeq and is a predicted model, not a curated record. The coding region runs from base 179 to 2701 and encodes 840 amino acids. Gene Ontology annotation, biological process: ubiquitin-dependent protein catabolic process. Gene Ontology annotation, molecular function: protein binding; ubiquitin protein ligase activity. The transcript has 21 exons.
GGUCAACAUUAAGUAGUGAGAACAGGUGCAAACAGCGUAACUUGUGGAUUUGUGGUACACAUUGAGAGAACCAUUUUUGUUUAUGCAUAUCAAGCAAACAUUUUUAAACCAGUUGGAAGAUUUUCAGAUGCUCCUGUUCCUACUAAAAAACGGUAUGAAGGUCAUUUAAGGAGCAGACAUGGGAGAAGCAGCUGCUGGUUCAGCAUCAACCCCCACGCUGUCACAGCUCCAGGUCACCAUCCAGUCAGCAAAGCUCACAUCUACUGGAGGAUUGUUUUCAUCCAAACCUGAUCCAUAUUUGGAGCUGAUAGUGGAUGGGCAGCCACCCCGCAAGACAGAAGUUGCACGCAAAACAACGUCCCCUAAGUGGGAUGAACAUUUUACAGUUCUUGUAACACCAUACUCAAAGAUUGAACUCCGGGUGUUGGGAUCAAACAGUAUCCGUACAGACACAGUUCUUGGUCAAGCAUCAAUCAACCUUUACUCCCUGCUUGAGGAGACACAGGGCAAAUUUGAUAACCUGAAAAAGACAUUUGACUUGAAAACUGACAAAGGAAAGAGUGGCGAGGUAGUGGUUGUGUUACAUGGGCUGGAGGUCAACAUGUGGCGCUAUCCAAAGAAGACCACAAAUGGACCUCGUAGCUCAGUAGCCAAUGGUGCUACUGCUAAUGGCACUGCCAGCACUUCAGCUGCCGCCGCCUCCACUACAACAGCUCAGGCAGGGUCCGGGGAAGCUAAGACUCAGGGUGGUCGCCUGACCCGAAGCUCCAGCACAAGUAGCCAACAGAGCAACGCCAGUUCCAGAUUGCCAGGACCGCCAGCAUCUCCUGCAGCCACAUCAGUCAGCAGUUCUGUCUCCCUUCCACCUGCUCCUGGUCCUGUGGCUCCACCAGACCCACCCUCUGGAACAGCUCCACCAGCUGCUCCUGCGGGGGCUUCAGCAACAAAUACAGCUGGGCCUGACCCAAAUGCCAAUGAACCUCUUCCACCAGGGUGGGAGAUGAGGAGAGACAAUCAAGGAAGAACAUAUUAUGUAGAUCAUAAUACAAGAACAACAACGUGGGAGAGACCACAGCCUCUACCACUAGGCUGGGAGCGACGUGUUGACCCACGGGGUCGUGUGUACUAUGUCGACCACAACACUCGCACAACAACAUGGCAGCGUCCAAACACAGACAUGGUGACAAACUGGCAUAACUGGCAGGAAUGGCGCAACAACCGCACAAUGGAUGCUAUGAACCGCCGUUUCUUGUUUCCACAGAUGCCACAACCGGCAGAGAAUGAUCCACUUGGUCCUCUGCCAGAGGGUUGGGAAAAGAGAGCAGACAGCAAUGGACGUGUGUACUUUGUAAAUCAUAAAAACAGAACAACCCAGUGGGAGGACCCCAGAACACAAGGAAUUAUGCAAGAGGAUCCUCUUCCUGAGGGGUGGGAGAUGCGCUACACACAGGAAGGUGUUCGUUACUUUGUUGAUCAUAACACACGCACCACCACAUUUCAGGAUCCUCGUGGAGGUCCACAGAAAGGCCCCAAAGGUGCAUAUGGUGUUCCCAUACAGUAUGAACGUAGCUUUCGAUGGAAACUGGGUCAGUUCCGGUAUCUCUGUCAUUCUAAUGCACUGCCUGGCCACGUCAAAAUUAAUGUCUCCAGAGACAGUCUUUUUGAAGAUUCAUUUGCUCAGAUCAUGAGGCUUCAACCAUUUGAUCUUCGCCGCCGACUGUAUAUAAUAUUUAAAGGUGAAGAGGGUCUGGACUAUGGUGGUGUUGCAAGGGAAUGGUUUUUCCAUGUGUCUCAUGAUGUAUUGAACCCAAUGUACUGCCUGUUUGAGUAUGCCAGCAACAGCAACUACAGCCUGCAGAUCAACCCUGCAUCCAGCGUCAACCCUGAUCAUCUCUUGUAUUUUAGAUUUAUUGGCCGCUUCAUUGCCAUGGCACUGUAUCAUGGGAAGUUUAUAGAUAGUGGGUUCACGCUGCCAUUUUACAAGCGGAUGCUUAAUAAAAAGCUGACCAUCAAAGAUCUGGAAUCUAUAGAUCCUGAGUUUUACCAGUCUCUACUGUGGGUCAAGGAAAACAACAUUGAUGACUGUGACUUAGAGCUGUACUUUUGUGCCGACUUUGAGAUCCUGGGCAAAAUUGAGCAGCAUGAGCUGAAGGCUGGUGGUAGCACAAUCCGUGUCUGUGAGGAGAACAAGGAGGAGUAUAUAAACCUGAUGACACAGUGGCGCUUUACACGAGGGGUUGAAGAACAGACCAAAGCUUUCCUAGAAGGAUUCAAUGAAGUAGUGCCUCUGCAGUGGCUCCAGUACUUUGAUGAGCGAGAGCUAGAGCUGAUGCUAUGUGGAAUGCAGGAGAUUGAUGUCGAUGACUGGGAACGCAACACUAUUUACCGCCAUUACCAGCGCAAUAGCAAACAAGUGGUUUGGUUCUGGAAGUUUGUACGAGAAAUUGAUAAUGAAAAGAGGACACGCCUUCUGCAGUUUGUGACAGGUACCUGCAGACUUCCAGUUGGAGGCUUUGCAGAGUUGAUGGGGAGCAACGGGCCUCAGCGGUUUUGCAUUGAAAAGGUGGGCAAGGAGACCUGGCUACCACGCAGCCACACCUGCUUCAACCGCCUGGACCUGCCACCCUAUCGCUCCUAUGACCAGCUGGUUGAGAAGCUGAACCUCGCUAUUGAGGAAACUGAGGGGUUUGGUCAAGAGUGACCUUUCUCCUCUUUGGCUUUUGGACUGCGCCUUCUGUGAUUAUCUCAGUCCUGUUUGGUGGGGGUGAGAGUUGGGUAGAUGUAGGUUGUGGGAGUGGAGUAACAGCAGGAGGAGUUUGUGCUGAAUGAGGUUUGCAUGCCAGAGCUUUAAGUGGAAUGAGCAUGUCAGGUCGAGAGUGCGUGAGUCAUGCGCGUGUGUGGAUAUGUGUUGUGAAGAAAUUCAGAUGAGAUUUUUCUGUUCACUUUCUGCCUAUCUUGUUUUGUUUUGUUUGUUUGUUUGUUUAUUUUUAAUCUUGAAGUUGCAAAGGACAGGUAAAGCUUAUAUCUGGAUGUACAUUUACUAUUUACCAAGCUCCAUCACAUAUAUUAUUAUGUGAACAGAUGCAGUGAUUAUUAUUUUUUUAAGUGUACAGGCCAGAUUGCUUUGUUGAAAUGGUUUGAGAUGAUUCGUGUCCUUCUCAGAAAAGUGUUCAAAGCAUCUGGCAGAUGUUGCUGUCCUUCCAAUCAAUAAUCUACAUCAGGUGAUAAUAAAAAGAAAAAAAGUGGAACUGGCAAUUUAUUGUGCAAGUGUUGUGGUACUCAGACUUGAUGCGAGGGACUUAAAUGUGAGCUUACACAGAUUAUGAUUAUUUCUGCACAAUUGUUGUAGAAAUUUAUUAGUUAUAUUUUGUGGGGAUUGAGGUAUGGUUUGCUGAAAAGUAUGGAGUAUUUGUCUUUUAUUUUCUCGCUCUCUUUUCUUUUCUUUUUUUUUUUUUCUUAAAUCUUUCAUUAUACUUUGAUUUAUUUUUUUUUUUCUGUACUGGCAAGUCUACAGGACAUUAAUAUCAUUACAUUUGUUGGAGAAUUGGAUAUUUACACAGUGUGUCAUAAGUGGUUUGUUGAGUGACAGUUUUGGUGGUCAAAGGAAAGAACAACUUAUAUAACCUAGUGAUGGGGGCUAGCUGCUCAUCUUGCAAUUGCACCGAUUUUGGAGGGUGUUUAUAUUUUAGUCAGUGAUUAAACAGGGAGCAUGGGGAGUGGUAGGGGGGUGAAUCCUGGCAUAUCUCAAGGCCAACCUUGACACUAUUUAACAGUACACUUAAUGUUGUAACCUGUAUUCUGAAGCAGCAGCCAUUUUGGAGAUUUUUGCCUUGAUGAUCUUGUCUGAUGGAUGUGGAAAGUGCAGGUUAAUGUGUAAAAGAUGUAAUGAUUUCAGGCACAUUUUGUGUUUCUUUGAGAUUUUAAAUUAUUCUUUAAGAUCUUUUUUUUCCCAAGGUAAAAUUUUCAUUUUUGUUUUUUUAUUUGUGGCCUCCAAUGCCAGUGUUUAAGUUUAUGCAUAGUGGGAGUAUGUUUCAUGCCAUGGUGUGUUCUGAUGAAACUUUUUUAUGUUUUUUUUUUUUUAGACACACACCAUCUACUUUAACAUAACGUGCAGUGUACAAGCACACACACACAUCAAACAUAGCAGAAAUGACGACUUGUUACACCCCAGACACAGAUGCACCACCUUGUGCACCCACUCUAACAAAUGCGUUCUCCCUCAAUAUUUAAUUGAAAGAAUUUUUUUAAUUAACAAGUAUUUAUAUGUCGCUAAACAAGAUUUUUUUUUUCCUUCCAUUGAAUAUGUGUUUUAUCCAGGCAGUGUUUCCAGUUUUUGUGUGAAAUGUGAUUAGUUUUGUGUUUACUUGUUUUCUUUUUCUUUUUGUUUGUGCCUGCUGCUAUGUCUUUGUAGCAAGAACAUGUUAUGGAGAACAAAAUGCAAAGGCUGUUUUAUUAUGAUUCCAGUGCAAACAUAACAUUCUAACAGUAAUUUUAAUGCUUGAAAAUAAUCAGUAGUCUACGUUGUUAAUGCACUAUAAUCUCUUGAUAGUAUUCUUUUAGUCCUAUGUGAAAUCAUCUUCCUUGGUCACCAUGUGUUCUUGGUUAGUGAAGAUAAAAUAUAUGCUUUGGUAGCAACAAGAGAUGAUUAAAGUGUACGUGAGUAAACUUGAGUUUAGUUUGACCAGUUUUUUUGAUAUAAUAAACUAAACAUAUUGUCACAGUCACCAGGAGAUCGGUAGUCUUUGUCAUGUUUGUUGCUGUUUGCUUCGUUUAUUUAUCAUUUAGUGAGCUUUAUUUAACGGUUGCAGAGUAGCUCAUUCAGCUUUGAAUAACAGAUUAAACACAAACGUAUUGAACAGAUAGUUUGGCAUUGUAAAGAAAUCACUGGAGAGUAACCUGUGUUUGCAUUCAAAUGUACACAUACAGAUACGCGUCAGCCCUGUGUCGAUAAUAUAGUCUGGCAUCUGUUUUGGAUGCAGUUAAUAAAAUCCAAUAGAGCUUACACAGGGAGUGAAGGGGAAGAUUGAAAAGACCGACAUGGUAGACACUUGAAGCUAUACAAAUAUUAAUAUCCAUAAUGCUUGCAAGCUGUUCAUGUGAUCCUUUGUGUGAAGCAGUAACAGCCUCACAGCCACUGCAAAUGGCUGUUGCCCCAUCCCCACGUUUUUGGAGAACAAUUUCUGUUAAUUUGUAAUUUUUGUUAACCCUAUAUAAUUUUGUUUAAGGUUGUUAUGUAUUUUACGAUCUCAGGCAGUACUGUGCGCUGAAGAGAAAGUUGCACACUAGUCUUGGUAAACAGUAACUGACAUUGCUGUUUCUUGCAAGCUUCACACAGUAGAAUGGUGGAGUGUGGGGACUGCUCCCACCCUCCGCACACACACAUGAACCAGCAGCAUGAAUAAACAGGUGUUAGACAAAUAAAUUUAGUGUGUUUUUCAAAGAUUGCAUCCAAAGGUUUCUUUUUUUCUUUAUGUAAAGGUUAAGUUAUUUUGAUUUUCAAAAAUGAUGAUGCUUCUCAGUCACCAGGUUGUUCGAUCAGCCUAAGGGAAGGAGUAUCAAGUGAUAUUUCCUCUUGAUACUUUCAAAUCAGUGACCUUUAGAUGUUUACAGCCUUGUGCAGAAAAACUAAUCUCUGCCCUGACAGAGGAGAAGUUCUAAGGGAAGAAGGAGAAAAAGGGAGAGAGCGGACAGAAAAUUAGUUUCAGUAGUUCAAGACUAAUUUCCACAUCAGGAUAUAUUAACCCCUGGUGUUCUGUAUGCUCUGUAGCCCAAUGUACGGUGUCUUUACAGAGGGAGCUGUGGCAUGAUAGCACUGUACUGACCUGCAAACACAGUGUGUACAGCUCCCACUGUCAAGCGGAAUGUACAACUUACGCCUUUUUGUGCCUUCACAUAUUUAUAGUACACCUUGGCUGAAAAUAUUCCAAAUUUUGAAAGAAGUAAAUAUAUGUUCAGUGUGUUAUUGUAUCUCCACCACUUCUAAGAUUUACAAAAAAUGUCUGAACAUAGUGCAAAUAAUGAAUAAUUAUAAACCCCACUUUCUCAGUUCAGUAGAACUGGCCAGCUAGAAGGCAGAAACUCAUGACAUAGGGUAUAAAUGUGUCUUGACAGGUAGAGUAAAAAUAUAGCUGCUUAUGAAAGGUUCUCCCACCCCACCAACCCACAUAAAUCAGCUUCAGGUCUAUGCAUGAUACUUGAUAUGGUAGAUUUUUAUAAAACCUUGAUAGUCGUAUCUGGUUGGGAAGCUUCUUUUUCUAUCCAAAAACCAAAAAACUUGUUUCAAAUCUCACAAUUUUACAUCUUGCUCAGUUUUUGACCAGAAUUUUGCAGAAAGGUCUUUAAAGGAAACUACUGACCUUAACUUGGGAAAGGCCACUUUUAUUAACAUCAGUGAUGCCUUUUCUUGGGUAAAGGUGGCUUCUGUGUUGGGAAGAUCUUCAGAAAUCAUGAAGAAGCUUGUUGCCAGCAGAGCUCUCCAGUUCCUUUUAUGUGUUUUUACAAAAAUAUUGAAUAAACAAGAUUUUGUUUCAAGUUCUGUGCAAGGAUGAUGUGUUUUGAGCUUAUGUGAACGAUUUCAAGGUUGACCACUUUUUGGGUGGGGGUAGAGGUAUUGAAAUGUUUCUUGGUAAUUUGAAAGUGGAUAAAUUAAAUGAGAAGCAACAUAUUUAGGCCAGGAGAGCAAGCUGAUAUCUCGUAGUCAUAACAAGAAGAUAGGAUGCUUAACAUCAUGAAAUGUGUUGAUGUAUGCUAAAAUGUCAAGCCGUUAAAAUGAUGUAAAUAGUUCAACAAUGCAGCCUUGUGCACUUUCUUUGGAAGAUGUAUUUGUGAUAGACACAAGUAUCCAGAAAUGCAUUAUGCCUGUAUAUGGUUUGUGACAGUCAAAUGUUAAAGGUGAAAUCACUUAUUAUGCACACUUUUACAACUUUUGAUUUGUACAUGCUAUAUAGAAUGUAACUGUAUAAAAACAAGAUUCUCGUUGUAUAAAGAAGUUUUCUGUUGUAAAAGAAUGUUUUGAUAAACUUCUUUUGGGAAAGAAUGCACAGUGUUUUUGAUUUUGCCACAGUGCAGAUCCAAAUGGUGUGUACGUAUGCAUACACAGAAGUUCAUGUACUGUGCAGAAACAGAUUACAGUUCUGUUGUAAACUCCAUAUUACAAAUGUAGUCUGAAUCUUUUUUGCCCAAACCCAUGAAAUCAGGUGCAAAAUGGUCUUCCCUUACCAUGGCAACUUCUCUAUGAUUCCUUUUACGCAUCUGUUAAAGUACCCAAUAUGCGCAGCUCAACUGCCUUAGCUAAAAUGCUUUCCUCGAGAGCUGCAUGAGACGGCUUAUACUCUGAUAUGUCACGGUGUGGUCACUUGGUACAUUUUCAGCCUAAAGUGUAAAACAGAAUUCCAGUUGUGUCCCUGUAUCCAUGGCUAAUACAUUCCAAGACCUACCACAGUUACAUAAAACAACAGAUAAUACUGAAUGCUAUACACAUUUGUGUAGUAGUAAAGUUUAAUUGAUAAAUUAGAAGACAUUGCCAACAAGUAUAAUAAUAAAGUGUGUUGUACA